UAGCACAAGCAUUGCGUCAUUUCAAGCUGUCCUUCCUGUCUUGCAGCCAUGGGGUCAUCCGCUAUCUGCUUCCUGUUUAUCGCCACACUUCUUCUGCAGAACGUGUUCGUUGGCAGCCUGUUUCUGCCCUUCGGUGGCAUCGUUUCGGCGGCGCACGGCAUCCUCGGCUUCAAGGUCUCCAUGGCUGCUUCCUUGCUGUCUAUGCUCAGCAAAGGAUUCACGGGCACAUUCAACCUUAGGGCUGGCACGGACUUCGACGAUUCCCUGUCCGAUGAGCACACCGGGCGGAGCGGUCCUUUCAUUAUUGACGCGACCACCACUACCGAGAAGACAGAAAUUGAGGGCCCUAAUUCGUCACUUCAAAACGCCCUCAACGUGGACGAGGAGAAGCACGAGACAGACCUGAUGUUCGCCUUCUUGAAGGGAAUCGACGACCACGAAUGUGUCUCUCGCAUGGUUUGCGAGAGCGCCGCCGACGCCUUACGCCUCGGCAAAGUGGGUAAAGCGACCAAGCAUUUCUUUGACACUCACGUGGGCGUCGGAACUGGAGCGGUCUCGGUAUUCAUCACCGCUGCCAAGACUGGCCACUCGCGGGGCCUUGCCGGCUGUGCGCAGGCCUUCCCAGAGUGCACCGCCGACAUACCUAACGUGCUCACCGCUGCCGGAAUGAUGUAGACAUUGACUGCCGAGAAUAAACGCUUUUAUACAUCCGUC
This is a messenger RNA of Rhipicephalus microplus (southern cattle tick), 714 nucleotides long. RefSeq lists its product as uncharacterized. The record is from RefSeq and is a predicted model, not a curated record. Lineage: Eukaryota; Metazoa; Arthropoda; Arachnida; Ixodida; Ixodidae.